Saprolegnia parasitica CBS 223.65 is the source of this 316-nucleotide messenger RNA. RefSeq lists its product as hypothetical. The record is from RefSeq and is a predicted model, not a curated record. NCBI's taxonomy places the organism in Eukaryota, Oomycota, Saprolegniomycetes, Saprolegniales, Saprolegniaceae. Bases 1 to 231 code for a protein of 76 amino acids. The transcript is spliced from 2 exons.
AUGCUGAGCAAGCACGUCUACUAUGGCAAGAACUAUGGCUACGUCCAUCUCGCGAGCAACCACACCUUGUCGUACGGGGCUGUGGCCCAGCCCUACUCGACCGGCGGCGCGACGCUUGUGCAGAUGGUCUCGGACAUGAUGUCGUGGGCCAUCCACAACGCCGCGCUCUCGACUGCGCUUGGCCUCGCGUCGUACGUCGCGUACGCUCGGCUGCGGUCGCACAGCGCAUAGGACCAACUCGACGAGGAUUCGCAUUCGAUCAUGGCGUCGAAUGCUUAGAAGCAACACAGUCUCUGAACAAACGGCUCAAGGAGAG